AUGAAGAACCUAAAAGAUCAAAACUCAUCAUUUUCUUCAUCACCAUCUCUAGUAGCAAAGCUUCUCAAUGCUCAAUACCAUCAUUUCCUCAAUCUUCUUUCACUUUCCCUUAUUCUAUUUUGCGGCAUAAUCAUCGGUAUCCUUAUUCAUUCCUCUCUACAAGACAUCUCUUCCACAUCUUCACUCAGCAUCCAACGCCUCUCUCAGCUCUUCCUCGUCUCAUCUCCUCCUCCUCCUCCUCCUCCUCCUAGUACUCCUUCUCCUCCACCUCCUUCUCCCCCUCCUCCUUUUCAGCCCGUGCACGUCGGGCUGAAACAGUUUCUGAGGCCUCCAAAGAAGAUCAUGCACGACAUGGAGGAUAAAGAACUUCUUUGGAGAGCUUCAAUGGAACCUAAGAUCAGAAGCUAUCCUUUUCAUAGAACACCAAAGGUUGCUUUUAUGUUUUUGACAAAAGGUCAAUUACCUCUGGCUCCUCUAUGGGAGAAAUUCUUUAGAGGACAUGAAGAUCUUUUCAGUAUUUACAUCCACUCAUAUCCUUAUAAUAACGAGUCCUAUCCCGAAGGUUCCGUCUUCCGUGGCCGGCAGAUCCCAAGCAAGAGAGUAGGUUGGGGAUAUGUGAAUAUGGUGGAAGCUGAACAAAGAUUACUAGCAAAUGCAUUGCUAGACAUCUCAAACGAACGAUUUGUACUUCUGUCCGAAUCAUGCAUCCCUCUCUUCAACUUCACAACCGUUUACUCUUACCUCACUACAUCAACUCAAACUCACGUCGAGUCCUACGACCAACUCGGCGGCGUUGGACGUGGUAGAUACAGUCCCGAAAUGAGACCACGUGUCCAGCUACGCCACUGGCGAAAAGGCUCCCAGUGGUUCGAGUUAGACCGUGCCAUGGCCCUUGAAAUCAUUUCCGACACAACUUAUUGGCCUCUCUUUUACCGUUACUGCCACCACAGCUGCUACGCGGACGAGCACUACAUCCCUACGCUCCUCAACCUAAAAUCUAGCUUGGGUCGCCGUAACUCGAACCGGACUCUCACUUGGGUUGACUGGACCUACGGUGGGCCCCACCCGACCCGGUUUAUCAGAUACGAGGUGACAGAAGAGUUCUUGGUGAAGCUGAGGAAUGGUGGUGAUGAGAAUAGGCAGUGUUACCACAAUGGAAAGAAGACGAAUAUUUGUUAUUUAUUUGCUCGCAAGUUCUUGCCCACUGCUCUUGGCAGGUUGCUCAGGCUUGCACCUACUGUUUUAUAUUUCUGAUUAUUCUUCUCUCAUAAUUUUUUUUUGGCAAUUUGUCAAUCUAAUCUUGUAAUUCUUUUUGUUCUACUUUUCAAUUCAUAAAUGAUCAUUUAUUUAUAAAGUUAGAUUAGUUUGUUUACAGAUUCUAAACCGAA
Messenger RNA from Eruca vesicaria subsp. sativa (arugula), 1388 nucleotides. NCBI's taxonomy places the organism in Eukaryota, Viridiplantae, Streptophyta, Magnoliopsida, Brassicales, Brassicaceae. The record is from the annotation of a GenBank genome assembly.